This is a messenger RNA of Eruca vesicaria subsp. sativa (arugula), 237 nucleotides long. Lineage: Eukaryota; Viridiplantae; Streptophyta; Magnoliopsida; Brassicales; Brassicaceae. The record is from the annotation of a GenBank genome assembly.
AUGGCUUCAUCAGAUUCUCAAAUCGCUACCUCCGCCGUCGCAACCUCCACCUUCAACUCCCUCCGCCUUGGAAGAACCACCCAGACUGUUGUUGGCCGCCUCAUCAAUGAAUUGUUAUUACUAGAUGCAUUCUUUCACAAGCAUGUGGCUUCAAUAGCAAAGCGUCCCUCUGAUGCUAUUUCUUCUUCUAUCAACAAGCUUGAAGAUAAACAUAUUGCUGCUACAGGUUUUGCUUGA